This is a messenger RNA of Trypanosoma grayi, 1443 nucleotides long. Its product is annotated as proteasome regulatory non-ATPase subunit 5. NCBI's taxonomy places the organism in Eukaryota, Euglenozoa, Kinetoplastea, Trypanosomatida, Trypanosomatidae. Gene Ontology annotation, cellular component: proteasome regulatory particle, lid subcomplex; cytoplasm; nuclear proteasome complex. Bases 1 to 1443 code for a protein of 480 amino acids. The record is from RefSeq and is a predicted model, not a curated record. The transcript has a single exon.
AUGGAGGAUGUAGACAAGUGGAGGGGGGCGAGCUUCAAGCAAGUGGAAAACCACAGCGAGGCGGUGGACGCCCUCCUUGAGCGCGUCAACGCGACCACCAUCCCCGUCCUCCUGCGCAGCAGCAACAAGAGCCUGGAUGACCUCGUCAGUGAGCUGCUGGCGCUCGAGAAGACCGCCCGCCUCGGCGGCGACGCGAUCUCCGCGAAGCGGCUUGUCGUGGAGGUGAUACGCGUGUACCGUGUGCAGGGCGACUACACCAAGAUGCUAGAGCUGCUCGAGAUGCUGAUGCGCAAGCGCGGGCAGACGAAGCAGGCGCAGAGCGCCAUGAUCGCCGAGUGCGCUGUGGUGCUCACCGACGCCGCGCUGCCGCAGGAGCGCCGCCGCGAGGUGCUCGAGCGCGUCGUGCACGUGACGGAGAGCAAGAUACACGUGGAGCUCGAGCACGUGCGCUUCGCUAUCGAGCUCGCGACACUGGUGGAGGCGGAGGGGCAGAAGCGGGCCGCCUGCGACCUGCUUAGCGGGCUGCACGUGGAGACGGUCACCAACAUGCCGCGCGUGGAGAAGCUCGACGCACUCAACCGGCUCCUCCGCCUCUGCCUCGAGCUGAAGGACUACGAGCACGCGCCGCUUGUGUCGCGCCGCAUCAACUAUCGCGCCCUCGCGCGCCCCGAGACACGGGAGGCGCGGCUGACGUACUUCGCCCUCAUGCGGCGCUACUUCGACCACCGCCGGUCGUACUUCAACGUGGCGCGCUGCUGGUACGAGACCUAUCUCGCGGAGACCAACGACGACGCAAAGCUGGCGGCGCUCAGCAGCAUGGCCGUGCACUACCUCAUCGCCGAGCACGCCACGGCGAAGGAGCUCGACGACCUCGCAGAGUGCGCCGCAUUCGCGCCUGCCACGAAGUUCGCCGACCGCAGCGCCGCGAUCCGCGGCAUCACGGCAGCGCUGCAGAAGCAGCUGGAGGACAUCUCGCAGGUGCAGUACCUGCUGCAGCGCUUCACCAGCAUCGAGCUCAUACGCGACAGGGUUGCCGGCGACGUGGAGACGCUCUGCGCCAACCACCCGCAACUCGCUGAAUACCCUGAGCGCCAGCAGCUUCUGCGCAGCCGUUGCAGUGAGCACGACCUCCUUGUCAUCUCCCGAUUCUACCGCCGCCUGCGGCUCGUGCGGCUCGCACAGCUUGUCGGCCUGACGCCGGAGCACACAGAGGAGUUCCUCAUGAUGAUGGUCGCGUCCAAGACGCUCUACGCGAAGAUCGACCGCGUAGACGGCCUCGUCGUAUUCGAGGCGAAAAAGAACGCACCAGAGGUGAUCAAUGGCUGGAAUGAGGCAGUGGAGCGGAGUGUCGCGCUGCUCGAUAAGGCGUCACACCUUAUUGUGAAGGAGCGGAUGCUUCAUAACAUCGCCAAGUCACAGGCGCAGCGGGCGGCCGCCUCGUAA